Messenger RNA from Ylistrum balloti, 1281 nucleotides. Its product is annotated as neuronal acetylcholine receptor subunit beta-4-like. Gene Ontology annotation, biological process: nervous system process; regulation of membrane potential; monoatomic ion transmembrane transport. NCBI's taxonomy places the organism in Eukaryota, Metazoa, Mollusca, Bivalvia, Pectinida, Pectinidae. The transcript has a single exon. The coding region runs from base 1 to 1281 and encodes 426 amino acids. Gene Ontology annotation, cellular component: membrane; synapse; neuron projection. Gene Ontology annotation, molecular function: transmembrane signaling receptor activity; neurotransmitter receptor activity; extracellular ligand-gated monoatomic ion channel activity. The record is from RefSeq and is a predicted model, not a curated record.
AUGAUCAGCAAACGGACAGUGAUUGUUCAGUUGGUACUUGUAUCCUUGGCAGAGGUCAGUCUUGCCCAAAUUGGAUCGGACUACAAAAAGUUACAUAACGAGAUAUUUAACAAGCGUUCCUACCAGAAGUCCAUUCUACCCCGCGUUAACAAAAACAGGCCGCUACCUAUAUUUUUUUCAUUCUCUCUUCAUGGACUCAUUAGUCUAGAAGAGAUUGAGGAAAAACUAACAACUAUCGCACACCUGACGUUGGAAUGGAAUAACACGUUUAUGUCGUGGGAGGAGGCUGACUUUAGUAACAUCUCUUACUUUUACAUGCCCCAGAACGAUGUGUGGAAACCGGACAUCUCUCUUCAAAAUGGCUUUACAAAAUUAAAAGAACUUGGCGAUGACGUCAUUUUGGUGAAAAUACGGUCUUCCGGUGUAACAAAAUGGAAACCGUUCGAAGUACUCGAAACCAUGUGCGAGAUUGAUAUAACAAAAUUCCCAUUUGAUACACAAGUUUGCAAACUGGUAUUCAGAAUGUGGACAACAGAAUCACAAGACUUGAAAUUCGUAUUAAGGGACCCCGCCAUAAAUCUGUUGUCUUACGAAGCCAAUGGUGUGUGGGAACUCCGCUCCGCCACAAUAGAACUCGUAUUAGGACACGCGAUCAUCCUCUUAACACUGGACCGACGCCCCCAACAUUACAUGCUUACCCUAAUAUGUCCAAUCAUCUUACUUUCUGUCUUGAGUAUAUUUACUUUCAUCAUUCCUGUUAAUAGUGGAGAGAAAAUGGGAUACAGUAUGACAGUUUAUCUGGCGUUUGCCGUUUUGCUGACCAUAUUCAGUUCUUCUUUACCCGUCAACUCUCGCACCACAUCCUAUUUGGCCGUGUAUCUCAUUAUCCUAGUCAUCAAGGGGACUUCAAUCGUCAUACUGACCGCUGUCCAGGUCCGAAUUCAUGAUCGGCCCCAAAACAUGGACGUGUCUCCGCGCAUCCAACGAUUCAUCAGAAUCACUAAGAGAGUAAGUUUCUGUUGUGGAAGCAAUGCGGCAAAAAACAGGGUUAAAGAUACACAGAAAAUAACCCCCAUGAGCAGGAAGUCGGAUAACAAUGCUCAAUUACCACCAGUCUACAUAGCGAAGGAGAAGUUUACGGAAAGUUGUGAAUAUGAAGCCAAGGUUGAUGAAAUAUUUACCUGGGUCGACUUUUCUUCGGCUCUGGACAGAUUCUGUUUCUGCUUCUUCUCUACAGUCGCUGUAGUUUUGGCAAUGUGGUUUUUUAUCUCUAUUACAUAA